Messenger RNA from Caenorhabditis briggsae, 1203 nucleotides. Gene Ontology annotation, cellular component: cytoplasm. The record is from RefSeq and is a predicted model, not a curated record. Lineage: Eukaryota; Metazoa; Nematoda; Chromadorea; Rhabditida; Rhabditidae. The coding region runs from base 1 to 1203 and encodes 400 amino acids. The transcript has 5 exons.
AUGGGUGUGAAAACAGAAUUCCGAUCAUCCGAGCCAAUUUCGGAUCUCGAAAAGAGCCAAAUCAACUCGGUUCGUGCAAUGCUCCAGGAGAAACUUCCAAAUGGAAUUCCUGAUGACGUCAACACCGAUUUGAAUCUCUGUCGUUGGUUGAGAGGAUAUCAUGGAGAUAUGGAAAAAAUCGUGAAGAACUUUGCAACAUAUUUGGCAUCUAGAAAAGCAGCUGGAUUUGUUGGAGACGAUUUUGCGGAGAAGUUCUUCGAACUUCCGGAUAUUGAACCUUUCCUGCAGUACAUUGCUUCUUCAAGACUCCAGGAUCGUCAAUGGUCGGAUGAACAUAACGCGUUUUUAUUUGUUGAAAGAGCUUGGUCCCAACCAAAAGAAUUCAUUAAAACUUUCAAAACCAGUGACUAUCUUCUUCACUGCUUUGGAUACUCUGAAAUGCUUCAACAACUUAUUUUAAGACGAGAAAAGAAGCAGUCGGCUGAUAAAGGACCCGUUCAGUUCAUCGUUAUUUUUGAUCUCAAUACUGUCAAUAUUACGGAUUACGUCAACCCAAUGUCCGGUUACAUGAAAUUGUGGCAAAUCAGAAGUGAGCUCUGGCAAGAUUGGUACCCAGAAAUGGUUCAACGAAUCUAUUUGACCAAUCCCCCUCGAUUGCUUGGACUUCUGUGGAAAGUUGCCCGAGUAUUUUUGUCCGAAGAGAAUUUGAAACGAAUCGAAAUUAUCUCCCACACUCCAGAUCUUGCUGGAAAGUUCCUGCCAGCAUGGCUAGUUCCAAAAGAGUAUGGAGGAGAAUUCGUGAAUACCGUACCACCCGGAGACGAAACGGGAGUGUCAAUUCGUCGUAAAAUCACUUCAGCUGACUACUACAAACCGUAUCUCCACUAUAAAUCCCAUGGAAUCGAACGUCCGAAACCAAGCCAUAAAGAUGUUUCACCAUCGGAUAAGUUCAUUUUCAAGAUUCAAGUUCCAAAGGAUAAGAAGCUGUUGUGGGAUUUCACAGCCAGCGGAGAAGUUCAAUUUGCCAUUUACAGAGGAAAUAACCGAAACGAUCUCGUUUUUCCAAGUCUCCACUUGAUCACCAACAAACUCAACGAAGAAGGAACCCUGAAUGAUGUAUCCGAUUCGGAAGUCUCAUUUGAAUUCCAAAAUCUUUCCGGAUACUUCACUCUGAAGCUGGAGUAUACCGUUGCCAUCGUCUAA